CUGAUAGCUCUAUACUUGCGUGUGUCAGAAAUUUUGUUAUUGUCUCUCUUUAACUGAUAUUUGAAUAAAUAAAAAGUAAAAUAGCCGCAAAUUUGUAAACAUGGCUGAUUCUCGGGAACCACCUCCUUACGAAGACUGCAUACCUGACGGUGAAAGCGAAGAUAUCUUCAAAUCAGCUGUUGAAACUCAAAAUAAAGAAAUGGAGAGAAAUGGUAUUGACGAUCUCAUGAGUGGUGGUGGGGAAGAAGUUAGCCUAGAAGAUGAUUCUUUUGUACCUCAACAGACACCGUCAAAGUUAGAAUUCUGCACCCCUGAGGAAGAAUUCACCAAACCCAGUCCAGUUUCUUCUCCUGCUGAAAUGAAGAUAUCUGAACCACCCCAGCCGCAAACUAAGAAGAGUGCAGAAGAGCAAGAAGAGAAUGAUCAAUUUCUUGAAAUAGGUAUUUCUGAUCCCCAAAAGAUUGGUGAUGGAAUGGGUGCAUACGUUGUUUACAAAGUUUCAACCAAAACCAACCUGCCCUAUUACAAGAAGAAAAAUUUCUCCGUCUCUAGGAGAUUCAGUGAUUUCCUUGGCCUUCAUGAUAAGUUGGUAGAGAAACAUUUACACUUGGGAAGAAUUGUACCGCCAGCACCAGAGAAGGAUGUCAUUGGUAUGACCAAAAUCAAGAUGUCAAAAGACGAUACAGUCUCGUCUGCAGAGUUUGUGGAAAAGAGACGCAUAGCUCUCGAGCGUUAUCUAAACCGUACAGCAGAGCACCCUGUCCUAAGGAUGGAUCCAGACUUCAGAGAAUUUCUAGAAAUGGAUGUAGACCUACCUAAAGCGAAGAGUACAUCUGCCUUGAGUGGAGCGGGCGUGCUCAGAUUGUUCAAUAGAGUUGGGGAUUCUGUCAAUAAGAUGACUUUCAAAAUGGAUGAAUCUGAUCCUGUUUUAAUUACAAACCCUCAGUAUGCUAUACAGUGGUUUGAAGAGAAGCAGCAUCAGAUAGAAAAUUUAGAUCAGCAGUUGAGAAAAUUACACGCUAGUGUUGAAUCAUUGGUGCUACAUAGAAAAGAAUUAGCUGCAAAUACUGGAGCCUUUGCAAAAAGUGCUGCGAUGUUGGGUAAUAUUGAAGAGCACACUGCCCUGUCCCGUGCUCUGUCCCAACUGUCUGAGGUGGAGGAGAGGAUUGAGAGUCUCCAUAGUCAGCAAGCUGGUCAGGACUUUUUCUUAUUGGCUGAAUUGCUGAAAGAUUAUAUUUCUCUUAUUGGUGCUGUUAAGGAUGUUUUCCAUCAGCGAGUUAAAGUUUAUCAAACCUGGCAACAUGCUCAACAAAUAUUAACUAAAAAAAGAGAACAGAAAGCUAAACUUGAACUGGCUGGAAAAAGUGACAAAGUUCCUCAGGCAAAAGAAGAAGUCAUUGAAUGGGAAGCUAAAGCUGAGAGAGGUCAGGAGGAAUUUGAGAAUAUCUCCAAAAUGAUUCGUAAGGAAGUCGAAAGAUUUGAAAAGAGUAGAGUUCAUGACUUCAAAGUGAGCAUAGUGAAAUACAUGGAAUCAUUAUUAGAAACUCAACAGCAGCUUAUUAAACAUUGGGAAAACUUUGUACCAGAAGCCAAGGCGAUUGCAUGAAUGCUGUGCAUAAUUAUAGUCAUAAGCAAAGUUAUUAUAAUAUUUAUACCUGGACUAAUAAAAAAAGAUAAAUCACUAGCUGGUACCAGUGAUGGAUAUGAAGUGACCAGUUAUACAAAAUGCUUUUGAAAUGCUUCUCAAAACUUAAAACAUUCCCACCAUUUUGUACUUUUGAGAAAUCCUUAUGUAAUUAAGUCACAUGAUAAAUUAUAGAUUUUUUUUUCUCAGGAUUUAAUUUUUUUUGAAUAAAUUCUUAUAAAAAUGUAUAUUGCUUGAACGUGUACAGUACUAGUUAUGAUUGUAAAUGUUACAGAUUUGCAAUUAAAAAUGUUAUACAUCGAUUGUCGUCUGUAAUGGUUUGUUUUUGUGCAAGAAUGAUUAAAAGUUAAUUAUUUUCUGA
Parasteatoda tepidariorum (common house spider) is the source of this 2006-nucleotide messenger RNA. RefSeq names its product sorting nexin 1 (gene Snx1). Gene Ontology annotation, molecular function: phosphatidylinositol binding. Gene Ontology annotation, cellular component: endosome membrane; endosome. Gene Ontology annotation, biological process: early endosome to Golgi transport. The record is from RefSeq and is a predicted model, not a curated record. NCBI's taxonomy places the organism in Eukaryota, Metazoa, Arthropoda, Arachnida, Araneae, Theridiidae.